This is a messenger RNA of Chinchilla lanigera (long-tailed chinchilla), 1921 nucleotides long. RefSeq names its product pyrroline-5-carboxylate reductase 1 (gene Pycr1). Gene Ontology annotation, molecular function: pyrroline-5-carboxylate reductase activity. Lineage: Eukaryota; Metazoa; Chordata; Mammalia; Rodentia; Chinchillidae. Gene Ontology annotation, biological process: L-proline biosynthetic process. The transcript has 8 exons. The record is from RefSeq and is a predicted model, not a curated record. Bases 86 to 1243 code for a protein of 385 amino acids.
AAAGAAAGAAAGAAAGAAAAGAAAGAAAGAAAAGGGGCGCCCAAGAAGCUGCACAAAGCAGAGAACCACCCCAGUGGGUGAUGCAAUGCCCGGGAUACAGCUGCGGCUCCCGAUUGGUCGGCGAGCGCGGCACCUGCGCCGUGGAUUGGCAAAGGGGCGGGUUUGGAGGCGAGGCCGGUGGGUGCCGCGUGGCGGGCGCCGCGCUGCAGACCGGAGAGCCGCACUUGGCCGCCCCUUGCAGAGAAAGCCGUUGCCAUCUGUGAGGGGUGUGGGGCCUGCAGACGUCAUGAGCGUGGGCUUCAUCGGGGCUGGCCAGCUGGCCUUUGCCCUGACCAAGGGCUUCACAGCCGCAGGUGUCCUGGCAGCUCACAAGAUAAUGGCCAGCUCCCCAGACAUGGACCUGGCCACAGUUUCUGCCCUCAGGAAGAUAGGGGUGAACCUGACACCCCACAACAAGGAGACAGUUCAGCAUAGCGAUGUGCUCUUCCUGGCUGUGAAACCACACAUCAUCCCCUUCAUCCUGGAUGAGAUUGGCGCUAACAUCGAUGACAGGCACCUUUUGGUGUCCUGUGCAGCUGGUGUCACCAUCAACUCCAUUGAGAAGAAGCUGACGGCAUAUCGGGCAGCCCCCAGGGUCAUCCGCUGCAUGACCAACACCCCGGUUGUGGUGCGGGAGGGGGUCACCGUAUAUGCCACGGGCACCCAUGCCAAGGAGGAGGAUGCCAGGCUCCUGGAACAACUGUUGGGCAGUGUGGGCUUCUGUACAGAGGUUGAGGAGGACCUGAUCGAUGCUGUCACAGGGCUCAGCGGCAGUGGCCCUGCCUAUGCGUUCACAGCGCUGGAUGCCCUGGCUGAUGGUGGUGUGAAGAUGGGGCUUCCCAGGCGCCUGGCAGUGCGCCUGGGAGCUCAGGCCCUUCUGGGGGCCGCCAAGAUGUUACUGGACUCAGAGGAGCACCCAGGCCAGCUCAAAGACAACGUCUGCUCUCCAGGCGGGGCCACCAUCCAUGCCUUGCACGUGCUGGAGAGUGGGGGUUUUCGCUCCCUGCUCAUCAACGCUGUGGAGGCUUCUUUCACCCGUACACGGGAGCUGCAGACCAUGGCUGACCAGGAGACAGUCUCGCCUGCUGCCAUCAAGACAGUCCUGGACAAGGUUAAGCUGGACUCCACUGGAGGAGCCUCCCUGUCCUCUUCAGGCCAUGCCAAACCAUUAGCCCACAGCCUGACCCCAGCAGGGCAGGAUUGACCAUCCUGGCUGCCUACCCCACCUCUUCACUUUUCUUGCUUUCUUGUUUUUUUUCUGAGAUGAUGUCUUGACUAUGUGGCCCAGCUUCUGGGCUCUGGUCUUCCUGCUCAGGCUCCUAGGUGCUAGGACUACAGGUGUAUGCCACCACACCUGACUAUGUUCUGCUGUCUUUUCCUGGCUCAAGGCUUCUCCUAGCACAAGGCCAUGCAGUGUCUCCACAGUGGGCAACUGCCCAUCAUGGCCUGGCUCAACCAGGCCCAGCUGAAGUUGAAGUCAUGGAGGGGCACAUGACCUCCCCUGGGAACCUUCAUGGUCCCAGAGUGCAAGCCCAAUCCAGGGGUGGCUUCUCAGGCCUCCUUUUCCUCCAGCUUCCUCUGGGGCCAAGGCCUGCAAGAGGACCUUCCUUACCUCCAGUGUCAGCUGGCUUGAACUCUAUUUCCUCCUGAAAACAAAUGUGAAAGUAUCCUGCUGCCCCUCCACAUACCAGAGGCACCUUCCCAUGUGAGGACCAGUGGGGUCCAGGGAGCCCAAGCCCAAUGCUGGGAGCCCAGGUCCCAUAACCCCAAGGGGAUAUUUGGAAAAAGGGCUUAUUUCCACCACCCAAGUACUCAGGUCACUGGCUCCUGUUCCUGUCACUUCUUUCUGGACCCUUUAAGUUGAAUAAAUUGGUUUCUGAAA